AUGGGUGUUCCUCCAACUAUAGAAGAACUAAAAAGGGAAAAAAUUAUACCUCAUGUUUUCCCGAACGAAAAUGUAAACUUAACUAUAGACAUGUUCAUAUCUUUUAAAGCGGGAAAAGAAGUUAAUCAUGGUAAUAUAUUAGAUUUGUCUGGGACAGGAAGUGUUCCCAGAAAUAUAAAAUUUUCAGAAGCACCCCCAGAUAAUUAUUGUUAUAUUUUAUUUAUGAUUGACCCUGACUUUCCUUCACGAAGAAGACCCGAUGGAAAGGAUUAUGUACAUUGGGUUGUGUCUGGAAUUAAAUCAAAGGAAUUAAUAAAAGGAACAGAUAAGGGUUGUGUUACCUUAUUGCCAUAUAUAGGUCCAUCUAUUAAAAAGGGAACAGGAUUGCAUCGAAUUUCUUUUAUCCUUUCAUUAAUAAAAGAAGAGAACAAGAGUAACAUUUCUGGAGUACCCAUUUAUCGAGGUGAACAUGAUAUUACUAGAGUCAAAUUUAACAAUUGUCAGUCUGCUUUUAAUGUUAUAGAGAUGAAUGAUAUGAAAGUUGUCGGCUUCAACUGGUGCCAGAUAGAGGCAUAG
Molecule: messenger RNA, 576 nt
Organism: Plasmodium gonderi
Lineage: Eukaryota; Apicomplexa; Aconoidasida; Haemosporida; Plasmodiidae
Product: raf kinase inhibitor
Exons: 1
Coding region: 1-576 (191 amino acids)
Source: RefSeq, a predicted model, not a curated record